AUGUCGCUUCCUGAGCGCACCCUCAACCUUGAAGCGGAGGGGAGGCAAAAGUACAAUGAGCUUCGGGAUCAUAUCCUGGAGCAGACACAGACUAAGAAAAAGCCAACCCAAUCGGUGGGAGCUGGACCAAGUACAGGAACGCCAAAGUCUUUCGCAAAGACAGAGGGAAAGCCUCAGCCUCCAAAAGUGACCACAGCAAAAGCGGCGCAAGCCAAGAAGGCUGCUGGUAGCUCUGGUACUACAUCAAAGUUCCCACAAACUAUAAAUUUAACCGCCAAUUCCCCGACCUCUACGUCUCCCCACUCGUUCAGCGCGUCUUUUCACAUUCAACUCGGUGGACAUUCACUAGAAGUACCGAUCACCCCCGACGCCACGAAAGGAAAGGGCCCAUCUGUUCCUCGCUCCAAUUUCCCUCCGAAACCAACUGCUGCCACAGCAUCCAGCAGCGCAUCGCGAAAGCGGGCCUAUUCCCCUGAGAUUGUCGAACUCGCCAGUGCACCUCAGAAGCGCGCAAAACCUUCCAACGACGCAGGUUUUGAAUGGAUCGAGGGGAUCUAUCUUCUCAGCUCGCCUUCUCUGACGGAAAGGCUGAACGUACCCGAUGACGGGCUCGAGUUAACAGUGCGCAUGGACAGCGCAAACGAACUCUUUGGAGCGUUCAAGUUGCAUCUCAUUAAUGGCGUUGUUCGCUCUUCAGCGGACGUAGAGCCUCGUGCGGACGGUGCGAGUGGCAAAGUCGUGUGGUGCGGGCAUAGUGGGUUAUUCAAUCCAUCCAGCGAUGUCUACCCGCCGAGGGAGUCAAUGAGAGGUGUCCUUCGUUUCACCCAAAGGAAGAGAGAUGGGAAGCAUACGCUCAAGGGUAAUCUGGAAGACGUACCGGACAUUGGUAAAUUGGAGUUUACUGGCGAGAGAAUCUCUGAAGGGCAACCCGUUCAGCACCUUUGGGAGGACUUUGCAGACAUGUCCGUUGACGGGUCCCAGCUCGCCUGA
Serendipita indica DSM 11827 is the source of this 990-nucleotide messenger RNA. NCBI's taxonomy places the organism in Eukaryota, Fungi, Basidiomycota, Agaricomycetes, Sebacinales, Serendipitaceae. The record is from the annotation of a GenBank genome assembly.